CGACCGCGAUGGGCGUCCCGAGCCCCGCGCCAGAGCUCGAUAGAGCGCGGCGUCCGCACCUGUUGAUCGUCGACGACUCCAGGGAACCCGCUGAAGGAGUGUGGCCUCGUGAGGGUGUGGAGAGCCAGUCAGGAGUGCGCGGCAGUUCCGUGGACUACGCCGCGGCGUUGAUGCUGGCUGCCAUGGCCGCCGUGCUGCUCGCCGCCGUCGGCUACCAGUGCGCCGCCACGUGGCGCUGGCUCAUGGGCAGAACACGACGCGACUCUCAGGACAGCAACUGCGACUCCCUCUCGCGACAAGCGGCGAUCCGCAUCAGCCACUCCCUGCCAGACCUGCAGACGGAGCCGCUCAAACAGGAGUACGUGCAGGAACACAAGGAUGCCGGGAAGAAGGUGCUCCGUCAAACGACUCUGCCGAUCGUGCCGGACCGUCACCAGACGUUCCAACGCCAGUUGUCUCACCGCCUGGAGCUGCCCUCGAUCCAGUUCAGCAUAUGCAGCCUCGAGCGAGCUGACUCCUCCAUUGGCCUUAUUAAGCCGGAGCUGUACAAGAACGAGCUGGUCCGUCAAUCUUCUACUGACAGCGGUGAGCUGGAGUUCUGCGGGAAGCUGCACUUCGCUCUCAAGUACGAUCAGGAAGUUGAGGCGCUUGUUGUGAAGAUAUUCGAAGCCCGUGACUUGCCAAUCAAGGACGUGUCGGGAAGCAGCGACCCCUACAUCAAGGUAUUCCUGCUGCCAGACCGCAAGAAGAAGUUCCAGACCAAAGUCCACCGCAAGAACCUCAACCCGGUCUUCAACGAAACGUUCUUAUUCAGUGUACCCUACGAGGAGCUCCGGCAACGCUAUCUCCAGUUUUCGGUGUAUGACUUCGACCGGUUCAGCCGACACGACCUCAUCGGACACGUGGUGCUCAAGGGUUUGCUGGAGUCCGCUGAUCUGCAGCAGGAGAUAGAGUAUACUAUGAACAUACUGGCGCCGCCCCAGGAGAAGAAGGAUCUCGGCGAGUUGAUGCUGUCACUUUGCUACCUGCCGACUGCCGGAAGGCUGACCGUCACUGUGAUCAAAGGGAGAAAUCUCAAGGCGAUGGACAUCAAUGGCUCGUCAGAUCCGUACGUGAAGAUCUGUCUCAACUGUCAAGGCAAACGUAUCAAGAAGAAGAAGACUACGGUUAAGAAGAAUACUCUAAGCCCGGUGUAUAACGAAGCUCUAGUAUUCGACUUGCCCGCUGAGAAUGUAUACGAUGUCACGCUACUCGUCAAAGUUAUCGAUUAUGACCUGAUCGGCCCUAAUGAACUCAUCGGCUGCACGGCGAUCGGUUCGUCCCUGAUCGGCAUCGGUCGCGACCACUGGCUGGAGAUGUUGGACAACGCGCGCAAGCCGGUCGCGCAGUGGUACCCGCUCAACAAGAGCCCCCCAUCCAACAUCAACCUGCCCGCGACGGAGCAGCACCAACAGAACGCACCGCUGAAUUGCUUGAACGGAAGAUGAAGAGACUCUAAGAAAAUUGAUGGGUGAGCAUCAAUUUCAAGUUUCAAGGAAAGGAAUGUAGUCUCGAGAUGCCAAAGGUAGCUGAUAUAUAGAAGAUAUAUUAUUGUAUGUCCAUUUACUGUAGAGUUGUUACUUAAAGAGUUGUAAGGAAGUAGAAAAAUAUAUUAUUAUAACAGUUAGUUACGUUGAUGUCAUUGAUGUAAUAUAAAAAUAGAAAAAAAAAACAAGUGUCCAAUAUACGAGUUAUCAUUGUAGCACAUUGUAAUCCAGAAUUAUAUCGUUUGAUCAAUUAUUGUCAAUGGUUGUAGUUGUUAAAACAGUCAACAUAGAUUUUAGCAGUCGUAGAUGAGAUGAGUUUCAAUAG
Messenger RNA from Aricia agestis (brown argus), 1851 nucleotides. Its product is annotated as synaptotagmin-10-like. NCBI's taxonomy places the organism in Eukaryota, Metazoa, Arthropoda, Insecta, Lepidoptera, Lycaenidae. Gene Ontology annotation, cellular component: membrane. Gene Ontology annotation, molecular function: SNARE binding; phosphatidylserine binding; calcium-dependent phospholipid binding. Gene Ontology annotation, biological process: regulation of dopamine secretion; regulation of calcium ion-dependent exocytosis; calcium-ion regulated exocytosis. The record is from RefSeq and is a predicted model, not a curated record. The coding region runs from base 9 to 1487 and encodes 492 amino acids. The transcript is spliced from 11 exons.